UGGCGGUGGGCGGGGACGCGCUUGGCGGCGGCAGCCGCCUGAGCCACGCGCGUCCCCGCGCGCAGCCUCCACAGCCUGCGACUUGAGCCGGGAAGCUGCCACUCGCUCGCCGAAGCGGCUCCGCUGCCCAUCGCUGUGACGGGAAGGGAGGGGAAAGCAAAUAUUGAAUCAGAAGAUCUUGUGAUAUUCUUCAGGAAGAUUGCUUUGGAGAGGACAGUUUGGAAAAAGAAACAUUUGAUAUCUGAACAUUGGAUACAUCAGAAGUCAUGUCGGACUGGCUUCUAAUUGGACUGUUUGUGGCAUUGGUGCUGCUUCUGUUGCUGACAAUCUUCGGCUUUGCUGUUUAUUCGGGACUGUUUACAGAAGUAAUUGUGAAUGCUGGUUUGCCCCCCAUUGGCAACAUCACUGUGGCAUACAAAUUCCAGGUGGGGCCUUAUGGUGACUCCGGAAGGUUUUUUACAGAGAGUUGCAGUGUUUCUCCAAGGCUGUCUUCUAUCGCUAUCUACUAUGACAACCCUCACACGGUGGAUCCAGAGAAAUGUCGCUAUGCUGUAGGUAGUGUCCUGAGUGAAGGAGAAAACAAGCCAUCUGAGGAAGUGAUCCACAUGUUUCUGAAGUAUGGCUUCAAGAUUAUCAACUUCCCAGCUCCUAGUCAUGUAGUCACGGCAACCUUCCCUUAUACAACUCCACUAUCCAUCCAUCUGGCAGUGAACCGUGUCCAUUCAAGUCUUGACGUAUACAUCAAGGAGCGGAAACUAUGCGCCCAUCCUAGACUGGAGAUCUACAAAGGAGAUAAAAUCUAUUUUAUAUGCCCCCUUGCACGUCAAGGGGACUUCUACGUGCCUGAAAUGAAAGAGUUGGAGAAGAAAAACAGAGCAGCCGCAGCAGCAGUAGAAACUGAUGAUGAUCAAACAGAUAUUACAGGUAUGGACACCAUGAGUGAGACAAGUUCUAUCAGCCUCGAAGCCACAACUGACAUCAGUGAGACUUCAGUGGCUACCUCCAUCUUAUCUCCUUUUGCAUCUGGCCACAGUCGAGAUGAGACAGACAAUCGGAGUGAGCAUAGCUACAGUGAAUCGGGGGGCAGUGGUUCCUCCUUUGAAGAAUUGGACAUGGAAGGCAAUGGUGAUGGAAUGGCAGGUCUGUCAUGUGACCUUGGUUCUGCAGAAGACCGCGACACCGCCCAAGUCAAGUGGACCAAGGAGCCUAUUGCCCCAGAAGAAAAAAGGGGUGAAGAAUAAAGUUAUCUGCUUACCUACAUUUUAGGGACUGAAAAGAGAAACUGAUAAUAGUUCUUCAUUCUUUUCCGUCCAGCCAAAAAAAAUUGGUUACUGAUCCAUGUUGAGAGCUUGCUACAUUUUGUCUGCAAACAAAUAUUUGGAGAGUUAUAUAAAAGAGAGGAAAUUAUAUUCAGUAGAACAAUGAAUAUAAUCAUAUUUUAUAGCCAGACUUAAGGAGGUGUGCUGCAAUAGGAAAUUAAAAGUGAGAUGGGAUGCAGUGGUAGUGGUGGUGAGUUCUGUUUGAACCAGCAAAUUCAAGAUUUUACAUAGACUACCUCUAGUCUUAGAAUCUUUUAAAUUCUUCCUGCAUCCUAUCUUGUUUGACCCCCAAUUGGCUGCUUUUCUGUAACAUCCACGCUCUAUUUGGUGCUACAUCUAUUAAGACCAAAGAACUGUAGCACUUAUUAUUGAAAGAGAAUAGUGCAGACUUUCUUACAUGUUUUUAUCGUAAGUGCAGCAUAUGAAUUCUUAUUAUAAUACAGUAGCGCCCCUGGAAAGGUAAUGGAUUAUGUGCAGGUUAGUGUAAUCCCAAGUAAUCUCAUGUUUUUGCUCCAUUUCCUUCUGUUAUUGGUGCCAUUUCUCUCUCUUUUUGGUUUCCAUUAUAUAAAUAAUGUUACAUUUAAUACAGUUCUUGAUAGUUACAUUUAAUAUCUUUGGGAACCAAAUUCCUUUUCUAGUUUCUUAUGUGAAAGUGUCCAUCAGAAAGAAAAAUCCAUCACUGUUAGUAUUAAUGGAACCCUUUUUCUGCAGUCUCAGGAAGGAGGCUGUUGAGAAUGAGGAAUUGCAAAGUAAGCCAGUGACCAGCUGCCUGUGCCAUUACUUCACGACUGUGAUGAGGUAGUAACUAAAUGUAGGAAAAGAUCAAUCUGCUCAGUGCUGUUCAAAAGACUCAGGUACUAUAGUAACCAUAGAGAAUUUGAGCCAGUGUGUGAACCACAGCUGAAAGUUAUUAUAUAUUACGGCUUGGUGAAGUUGAGUUCUUCCAACGUGAUUCCAAAGCACCUCUUACAUUAGGAUGAAAUGACAGUGUUUAUCAUUUUGUACUGGCAAUAGUUUUGAAGGCUUGGUCAGAACAAAGCGGUCUCUAUAAAGAUGGUAUUCUGAAGUAUUGAACCAAAUCUGUCACUCCUAAAUCUCUAGUAAAGUUCUUCUACUAAGGAAUCAAUAGCUGAGAAAUGUGGCAAUAGUUGGAAUUCUCACAGUUUCAUUAUUGUAGCUUGAGGAAGCAUUGAGACAGCAGGUUGAAGAAAAUAUUAAUAUAUGUAUAUUAGAGAUAAAGUAUUGAAAUAUUUUGCUCCUCUUCAGCACUUCUUGGUUCUCUUGCUUGCAUCCUCUUACUAGAGAUUGAUGGCCCGCUCUCUUUCUUAAUGGGUUUAGGUAGAGUAGAGGAGUUCAAAAUUCAGUAGGUAGAGGAGUUCAAAAUUUAGCCACCUUCAGACCUGCCUUGCUCUCAGCAUUGACUUAGCCUGGGAGGGUAAUUAAGGAAAUGCAGUGUUAGAAUAGUGAUUUUGAGUUUUGUGGUCCAUAAGGCCAUUUAGUUCCUGCUCUCCAAGCAAUCACAAUUGAUUCCUUCCUUUAUGCUCUGUUGUUGCCUCUAAAGUCUCAAUUCCCAGUUUAACUUUUUAUUUCCUGAUGCUUAAAUCUAUAUUCAUAUGCUCCGAAUUCUGAUUUAAUGUAACAAACCAAAUCAGUACUGUGCAUCAGAAGAUUGGAAUGUAACAUGGAAUUAUUUGAAUGAAAAUCUUCCAACUGCCUCAUUUUAGUUUCAUUUGUGCAGGUCUCCUAUGCAUCCCCAUUUCCUCAGACAUGCUUGAAUGUCUAGAGCUUAUAUGCUUGUUCAUAUCUGUAGCUGUAGCUAGACUUUUGUGCUCCUAAUUAAGGCUAAAUUGGAUAUUAGACAGCACCAUUUAUGCCAUUGCUGUGUUUUCCUGUGUAUCUUAUAAACACUAUCAAACAACAGGGAUACACUGAAAUGAGGAGGAGGCAUAUAGUUAUUAGUGUGCUAUGUCGAUCCCUAGAGUUUAUUUGACAAGAUAAUUUUCCUUCCUCCCUUCCUUCCUUCCUUCCUUCCUUCCUUCCUUCCUUCCUUCCAUCCAUCCAUCCAUCCAUCCAUCCAUCCUUCCAUAUAUCAGUAUCUGAGUAUUUUACUGGAUGUUUCAUUUUGGUUUGUGCAAACAUUGUGUUUCCAGCAUCUUCUUUUACUCCUCUGGACCAUGCCAAUCUGGACAUUCUAGAGUUGGUUCAGCAACUUUAUGGUUGUAAAUCUUCAGGGCAUGCUCAAACUACUUCUUAUUCUAGAAAAUUUACUCCCAAAAAGAUCACUUCCUACCUCUGGGAGUUUUCCUACUUCCAGGAAAACUGCUGGACCACUCUUGAAGCUUCCAAAUCUGUGUGGUUUGGAGAAAAGAUAGGACCUUUCCUCCAGCAUCCUGUCUUUGGAACAAUUUGCACAUUCCUACUUUUGUUGUGAAGUGUAUGUGUUUAUCUCGCAUAUUUGUGGAUAAACAGUACACAUCCUCAUAUGUGUUUCCAUGUAUGAAUAUGCAUACUCAUACAUGUUUAUAAUCUGCAAGUGUGAGGGGCGUGUGUGCAUGUGUUUACAGUAAUGCCGUAUAAAUUCACUAUUCUGCACGUGCCAAUACACAUACCUUCUUUUCUUUGAGCACACAUUAAUGUGCUGUUUAUUUGUUAACAAUGUUUUAUGGAUAUAGACAAGAUGUUCAAGAAAGAUACAUACAAUAAUUAAACCUUGUUUCUGAUUGUAGAGGCUGUUUUGUACACCUGGAAACUAGCCUGUUGGAAAGAAAAACAACUAAUUAUCUGGACAACUUCAAUAGCAGAGGAAUUUCUAAAUUAGGAAACUGUUUCUCUGAUUUUCCAGCUUUUCACCAACAGGAAAUACAGUACGGCUAGAAUAAAAUCUUCAAACAGUAAAUCCCUCAUGUAACUUCUAAAAUACCCUGUGUUAAUGAAUCAAAAUGUUUUCUUUGCUUACCUGAAUCAUUUAGAGGCUCAGGUACAAAUGUUUUCAUGGGACAGUUUUCUUUACGUUAAAAGAAAACAUAUAGUAGCAUAGUAGCCCAUUCUUCUUUUCUCUAAUGCUAAGCUUUGGAAAAGGUUUUGUCUUGCCCUGGAAAUUAACAAGCCAUAUGAAGUCAUUUGGACUGUUUGAAGACAUUGUGAAACAUGAGGGAAAGGUAGAAAGUCACUGGGCAUGCCAUGUGAUGGGAUGAGGAACUGGGGAUGAAUUACUGUGAGAAAUUAUCCUCAUUCUGAGGAUGGCAGAGUGGAAGCAGUUCCGCAUUCAUUCAGUGUUGGUUGGAUCUUCUGAUUUAACAAGACAAACAACACAAAAGUUCUGGUUGCUUUAAUACUGUCAGAGAAUAACAACUUCUUAAUCAAUCAGAUGGAUAAAUUUGGCACAUUAUUUGCUUGCCAUGACUGGGACCGAGAGCAGGGUAAACUGGCCAGUUACUGCUUCUAGUCAUAAUCAACUUUAUUUGGAGGUGGCCCUCGAAGUUUUGCUUUCAAUAAAGACUUGUGGUUUCUUGAGAUAGAUACUGAACCUAACGUUUUUCUGGGUUUCUCUUAGCACUCCCUGUUUCAGCCCAGGGGAGUUGAGGGCGAGGCUGCUAAAGUAAUGCUGCAUGGCAGUGACUGGGUUUUGGUUAGUAAUCAUUACUGAAUGACUUUCAGUAGAAUUUCAGGUGCGAGAGUAGAAUUAUUAAAAAUCUUGGUUACCAUCCCUUGGGCCAAACUUUAGAGUGAUUAUUCUAGCGUUCAAGAAGCAAGAUCUAUCUGGUAACAUAUUCCAAACUGCUUCAGGAAUUAUGUUAUAUGACUGCGUGUUUCCCAGGCUUGCUUGGGGCAUUACUGGAGUUAGUUCAUUUUAGGCAUUUGUCUGGCAGACAGCUUGAAGGUAUUCUUCUUAUUCUGUGCCACAUUUCUCUUUCUCUAUUUAACACUUGCUGUCCUUGUGGAGGUACUGUGCUAGUGAGUAAUACAUCCAAGCAUCUCAAAAACAACUAAUAUUUCAUCUCUUGCUGUAAGCAGAACUGUCUCUUAUGGCAGAAAAAAAGACUCUGUAAUCUACAACUGAUACAAAAUGCAGUACUUCAAAAUGAACAUAUUUGAAGAAAAUGGUGCUGAUAGAUAAAGAAGUCCUGCUAUUAUUCUAAUUUUAUUGUUACCUGUUGAGACAUUUCAGAGGUGAAGACAUGCAGCUUUUCUGACAUCUUCCUUUUCUUUAGCCCAAAUAUCAUCUAUGGUGAGCAUCUCAUUUUCAUUAUCACCUCUGUGUUCUGAAAGAUCAGUAGCCUGCUGAUACUUAUAGAAGUCUCUCAUUAAUAAGGUUGAGGUGAUGAUGAUGAGUAAGAAUAAUCUGGGCAUCUAGAAAACAAAAGAUGAAUGAAUGUGGAACAAGAUUUUAGAUAAUACAGAAUGCAGCACAUUCUUCCUAUGGCUUAGCUAGUAUCCAUGUACUCAAAAUUAUUAGGAGUAUUGAAACGUUUGAUUCAAAUUAACCACCUUAAAGUUUUGGGGUUACUUCUAUUUUCUGCUGUGCUUUAUUUUUUUUAAAUUCCAUUUUUUCCCUCUGUUUCUGUAUCCCAACAUGUUUUUGGACCUAAAUGUCUAGAGAAAACUGUCUUAUUCAACAGAAAAAUGUAGAGUACUCCCUGCAUAUCUCUGCUGUUCUCACAUAGGACUAAUUCAUGUACAUCUAGCUAGGGUACUGUAACUACAGUUCCAUGACAAUAUAUCUCUUGAACCAACUGCUGGCAGGAAGAAUGGGUCAAAAUUUUUAUUUCUCAUCCAUAUAUGUUCUUUGCUGAAGCAUUAUUUCAUAGGCACACCAACAUUAUGCCAUAUAGCUGUCCAGAGUUCUGAAUCCACCCAUUAAAAUAUAUAAAGUACCUAUUGCUAAGGGAGGUAAUGCAUUUCAUGGGGCUGUAGAACUUGCAUGUAAACAGGUGAACUGGAAGAGGUCUUACAUCUGGAUCUUAACCCUGCAGAUUAUCCUUCAGCCAGCAAUUUGCACUGUAAAGCGAUAAGGAAUGACAGCUUAGAGCUUGUUAAUUAUUAAAAUACAAGCUGAGCUGUGAGAGAGGUUUGCUUAUUAGUUUGGUCCUGAAGUGAAAAUUUUUGUUCUGUUAUAUAUUUAAUCACUAUUUUGGUAUAAUGUACAAGGCUUAAAAUGAUCUAUGUGCCAGACUGAUUAAAACCUAGGUGUUGGGUAAGCAGGGCUGUGUGGGGGUAGAGGGUAAAUCCUUGUUAAAAUUAAAAGUGGCUCAUAAAAACAA
Ahaetulla prasina is the source of this 6580-nucleotide messenger RNA. RefSeq names its product testis expressed 264, ER-phagy receptor (gene TEX264). The record is from RefSeq and is a predicted model, not a curated record. Bases 267 to 1241 code for a protein of 324 amino acids. Lineage: Eukaryota; Metazoa; Chordata; Lepidosauria; Squamata; Colubridae. Gene Ontology annotation, biological process: reticulophagy; protein-DNA covalent cross-linking repair. The transcript has 7 exons. Gene Ontology annotation, cellular component: nucleus; replication fork; autophagosome membrane.